UCAGGCAUGUGUGGGUACUAGUGUUUAGGACUGUCAUAAUCACAUUUGAACAAAUCGAUAAGUUUGCUUUAUUGUCAGUUUAUUUGAGUUGAAUAAUUACAGCAUGUUCAGCGCGACAUCAGACAUGUUUCAGUCAACAAACACCGCAACUGUCUCAUCUCUGCUGGCGCGCAGGUCUGUAAAGAGACUCCGAGAUGAUGAGAGUGAGACACAACUACAGGAAUCAUGCGUCAAUCUUCUGACCAAACACCAGAACACAUCACAACUCCUGCUGGAGAUCACGUCAUGUGGUAAGAUUAGAAACAUCAGCUGUGACCGAUAUGAAGAGCUGGAGAAGAACACAGCCAUUCCAACAUCUUUUCUAGAGGAUGAACUGCAGAGGCGAUUGCAGCAGAUGGAGGUUUCGGUAGGGCUGCAGUCAGUGACGAUUCUGAAUGAAAACAUUCAUGAUCUUAUCAAACCGACUGAUACAGACUCUGAAUGUGUGUUACUCAGUGCUAAACAGAGGGCUGAUGUGUGUGUGUUACUGAAGUCCACACGAGCACUGCUGUCUGUGGGAAUAUUCAGCCUUGAACUCCUCUGGGAGGAAUACUGGAAAAUGCAGCCCGUGCUGGAGGUGAUGUAUCAUCUACACACUCACAACAUCCUCACACUGGAGUACAUGCUGGAAAGGGAUGUGGCCGUGAGCUCAUGGAUCAGUGAGCAGUUAAAAGCUUUAUGUUUCAAGAAGAUAACAACACCAGAAGACCACCAGAUACAACAUGAGAUUCUGUCUACUGUUGUGUGUGUUCUGGUGCGGAGAGGUUUUGAAGACUCCGAUCAUAAACUCGCCAAUACCUGCUGCUCCAUUCUGGAUACCAUGAUUUCUUGGCUGCUGGACUCAUUGGGGGAUAAAUCCACUGAUAAAUCGACUAUGGGAGUCUGGGUUCAGGUGUAUGACGCCUCAACUUUUGGUGUGUGUGUAUCUGAAGACACACUGCAGCAGUUCUUCACACACACACUCGUGCGUGUUCUUACACACCGACCCGUCUUUAAAGUUUCAGAUGCUGUUGCUCUGCAGAGUGAGUGGACGUUUGCUAAAACACCUCCAUUACUGACAACACUUUUCUGUAAGAUCUGUCUUGUCUUCAGUGUGGACUGUGUUUUGAGUCAGCUGCAGCAAGUUCUAGAGACUCAUGAGGUGAACUGGCGUCACGUUCUCUCAUGUCUCUCAAAUCUGCUGAUAUAUCACUCUCAGACGCAGCGCUGCCUCACAGAUCUGCUGUCCAGACUGCUGAGAGCUGCGUUUGACAAUUAUGAUGUUGAAAAGAUGAUCACGUCAUUCCUGUUGGCCCGUCAGGCAUCUCUCGAGGGUCCUGCUGUCUUUCCCUCCUAUUGUGAUUGGUUUAAACUGUCAUUUGGUGGAUCCAGCACUUAUCAUGGUAACAGUAAGAAGUCCACUGUCUUUCUCCUGAAGUUCCUGUCAGAUCUGGUUCCCUUUGAACCUCCACAGUAUCUGAAAGUUCAUGUUAUGCAUGCUCCAUGCGUUGGAGGAAAGCAUUGUUCUCUCUUGCAGGAGUACAUCACCCUCGCCAAGACCCGACUGACAGAUUUGAAGGUGUCGCUGGAGGACACUGGUAUAUUUGAGGUGGUGAACGGGUCUGCGGGUGUGGUUAAUUGUCCGGCACAGCAGGAUGUUGAAAAAGCUAUAACACUAUUCACGGUCACCAAUAAGAUCCCAGCGACAGUAAUUGAAGCCAGUAUUUUUAGGAGACCAUAUUUCCUGUCUCGAUUCCUCCCUGUGCUCCUCUCUCCACGUGUGCUUCCUCUGAAGGCAGAUACAAGGAUGAGCUUUAUUGAGGCCUUGAGAAAGGCAGAUAAGAUCCCUGCAGCUCUCUACACGUCAUACACAGAGUCCUGUCAGAGAGAGACAGAGCGACAGCAAAAAGGUUUGUGUGAGUCUGUGGAGGUUGAGGAAGAUCAUCAGAUGGUUCUGCAGGAUCAAUUUGUUUAUUUGAGGAGAAUGUUGACUGAUGGGGCCACUGACGGUGAUGUUUGUGCUCAGCUGUCCCGGAUCUCUCUCACGAUGAGGACUCUGUGUACUGAUGAAGAGACAGCAAGUGAUGUCAUCACACUGAACCUUCAGUUACCUGAUUCAACAAACACUGCGGUCGUCAGUUUGAUUAUACAAAACUUCUGUCUGUGUUUACUGGCUGCAUCUAAACUCAACCCUCCAAACAGGCAAGGCUCAUGGGCAAGUAUCUUCCUGAAAAUUCUGUUGGGUCACAGACGGCUCUUUUCAGCCCUGAUACACAGACUGUGGGAUCUGCUUCAUAACCAGGCGAACACUCUGUGCCUGACUCAUGUGCUGGGUUUGGCAGCACUGCUGGUUGAACUGCAUUACUACAGACACAUGUGUCCUCAGAUGCAGGUGAUGUGGCCGUCUGCAGCUGAUCUCUCUGUGUCUGAGCUUCUAUCUGAUGGCCUGAUCUGCUCCACACGCUCACACAUGGCUUUCUGCCUCAGGUUCUGUGUGGCUGUUCUCUCUUAUGGGCUGUGCAGAGCCAACACUCAGUCAGAAGAACUCCAGAAUUUCAUACCAGAAAAACUUUAUAAAAAGGCUCUUUAUCUGAUCCCCAGACUUAUCCUAGAGACUCGAACACACACGAGUGAUGAAUGUGACUCUGAUAUGAACACAGAUAUGUCUGAUCUCACUGGAAGAAUGAAAGACGCAACUAUAGCUCUGUGGCAAAACAAACAGAUCAAAUCCCUGCAGAAACACUAUCAGCUGUCUUUCUCGGAGUGGCUCUCUGCUGAACUUCAUGUACUACGCAGCCAAGAUGCACUGACAGAUCCAGAAAGGCAGGAGUACGAGCAGUGGGCAUGUGAACAGUUUUAUCUACCCAUAUCUGUGAGUGAUGGAGGCUGUGGAGGAGAUGUUACUCGAGCCUGCGCUCGCAUCAUCACUGCUGUUCUAGACCAGCACACAGUAUCACAGACAGCAGCGAGUUCUUCUGAACACACCGAUGGUUGUCUGCCUGACCUGCUGUCUCUCUUACAGGUUCUACUGUAUGACGUAGCAGUCACUCAGCAAAACACCUCAGACAAUGAGGGUCACUUCCUCUGGGACCUGAUUGACAGCAGGUGCUCUGUGACCCCUGACACUGAAAGCAUAAGAUAUGAGCUGGAAUAUCAGAAAACCCUCCAGAACGUCAGCCGGGUACUUGUGAUGAUUCCUGCUGUCCUGCUGGUGAGAGUCAGAACAGACGCAGCAGGAAGAAAAACUCUGGACUGCCAUCGACUGAUGAAGCACAUUAAUGAUGCCCAGAGGGGGGUGUGUUGUCCUGCUGAUUUCCUGUCUCUUCAACUCACGGCUCACUUCUUCAAAGCGGUUGUGAGUGCGAGCGUGAGAUGUGAUCAUCCGGCUGACACAUUGAACGCAUCUCUGUCUCUCUUCUGCGCUCAGUGUCCACUGCUGUUGUUGUCAGCUGUGCGCUGGUGGACGCAUGUGUCAUCGGCGUUAAGCUGUCAGUGGAAGCGUUUGACUGGACGAGACACACUGCCUGAACAGCUGCAGAUACUGAGCGAUUGUCACCGCUGGAGCAGACGGGUGAAUUGGGAACUCGUAUUGUCACCUCCGUCAGCUCCGUCAUGGCUGCUGGCUGCCUGUCUACACAGUGUUCUGGAGAGAUCAACCUGUGAGAUUGAGAACAUUAAACUAGCGCUCAGACAGCUCAACGAGACAGACAGACGGGUUUUGCUCUUCUUGUUUCUCUACAGUGUGAUGAAGCUCAUCUCUGCUCACCUGGAAUCACCGGGUGCGGCGUGUUUGACGCGUGCCAGAGAGUUCAGUGUGAGCGUUUUCACUCAUCUGAUAGAUGAUUCUGAUUGGCUGCAGCUUUUUGAUGGGUCUGGAUCAGAUCACAGACUGUCUGAUUUCACGUCUCAUGUGAUGUCACGCCAGAUGAUCAGACUGAGGCCGUUUGCCUUUUACAGCAUUCUCUGUGGUGUGGAGUCUGAGGUUCUGAUGCGAGCAGUCCGAUCCAGUGGAUUCCUCUAUAGCGCUGCCGUAUCAUACAAAGAACUCAACAAACUCUUCCUGAAUGGUCAGACCGGCGAUGACUCACAGCAGCAGACUCUGCUGGAGUCUCGGCAGGUUCUGAUGAAGUGCAUCUCGCUGAGUUCACCAGACAGCCUGACGCUAAGUCAGAAAAGAAAGCUGCAGUCAGAGUUUGAGCAGCUGGAUUCAGAGAUUUCAGCAUCAUUCAUCACCUUCAGCUGUGACACACACUUCACAUGAGACUUCCACAGCUGCAGGAUGCUUGAAAAACACGAUCACAUAUGAAAUCAUACGUAACACUCACCGGU
This is a messenger RNA of Xyrauchen texanus (razorback sucker), 4347 nucleotides long. RefSeq names its product Fanconi anemia group A protein (gene fanca). The record is from RefSeq and is a predicted model, not a curated record. The transcript is spliced from 42 exons. Gene Ontology annotation, biological process: interstrand cross-link repair. NCBI's taxonomy places the organism in Eukaryota, Metazoa, Chordata, Actinopteri, Cypriniformes, Catostomidae. Gene Ontology annotation, cellular component: Fanconi anaemia nuclear complex. The coding region runs from base 104 to 4279 and encodes 1391 amino acids.